UAAUAAGCAGAAAAAAAAAAUAAAUCUUUAAAGUGUACUAAAAUAUAAGAAUUUAAUUCAAAAACAGAUAUACAAAAAAUGGGCAAUCCAUUAAAUUUAUUCACACUGUAAUUUCAGACAAAAGAACUACAAGAUAGUUUUGAGCACUACUAAUAAAAAAAAUAUUCUCAUGGACAUUUACAACUACUCAUAUCGUUUAUAAUUUAACUUAUUAUUUGUGGUAUACUUUUCAUAGCUUCAAAUUUCAGCUACUCAAUUAUACCAUUAGCUAUUUUGAAUUUGAUUUCUACUGUGCUCUAGGCAGCGCUAAGCUAGUACCGCUUUUACUUAAAUCAAGCUGUAUUUAUUAUAUCGUCAGGAUCUGUGUUAGUUACGUUAAUACUUCUGUCCACAUCAUAAUAUAGUGAAAGCAUCACUGGUAAUUAUAAAUAAGAUUUGUAUUUUAUUGGUGGAUUACUUUAAUUAUUAGUUAACUGCUUUUUUACCUCUUAAUGGACUAUAAAAAUAAUAUUUAUAAUAGUAAAUGCUAUUCUUUUAAAUAUAUUUUAUGAUUUAGAGAUAAUAGCAUAUGUGAUAACAGGCUUAAUUUUGUUAGGAUAUACUUUAAAUUUAUACAAACAAGAAAAAGAAAGUCGAAUAUAGUUCCUUAUAUUAUAGUAAAAAAGUAAAAGUUUGGUAAAUUGGGAAAAGUUUCUUGAUACAAGCUAUUAAGACCCUGUGUUUGUAAUAAAUAUUACGCAGCGAUUAUAAGGCUCCAUAUCAAAUGCUAAAUAAAGGCCUAGUAUAGAUAAGUUAAAUGUUAAAAAUUUCAAUCAAGAAAUAAUAGAAAAAGAGGAGAAAGACCAGAAAAGAAGGCAUGAUUAAAUUUAAGAUUUUUCUAAUAAUAAAUAGAUCAAAGGUUUCAGCGUUGAUAUGUUAUAGGCUCAGUAAAGAAAUUAAGAAAUACCAGGUAUACCCUCUUAAAUAAGUAGAAACUUUGAUUUCGAGUCUGAAAGAUCAGAAAAGAAGUUCUUUUAAAAUUCUUUUAAAAAUAAACUAAAUUUGCAAUUUUAACACCCAGAAGAAAUAGGAAGUGAUGUUUAGGGAGCUUUGAGAAGUGAAAAAAUAGUUGGUAUUAUGGAUAAUAACUAAUCCAGAUAUAAUAAAUUUUCUCAAAGUAAUUUAGACUCUAGAAAAAUAUCAUCAGAUGAAUAUGAUUCUCUCCCAUUAAAAUUUUAAAAUUUAGCCUGUCAAAAAGAAUUUUAUUAAAAAGUUAAUCAAACUGACUACUUUUUGUAAGAAAUGUAAAGAAUUACUGUAUAUAUACCAAUUGAGUAGGCUAUAGAGUUAUAAUUCUCUUAAGAGUUGCAAUAAUAAAAUUAAGAUAAGCAUAAGUAGAUGAAUAAUAUGUAGUUUUUUUAUGGCAAGGGUAUAAAUAAUUAAUCUAACAGUUCUAAUUAAAUAGCAAGCAGUAGUCGCCUUCAAGAACAUGAUUAUAAAAAUCCAAAAAAAUUUUAUAAAUCCACAUUAACUGAAUUUAUUUAGAAAAAAAUCCAGUAAAAUAAAAUACAAAAGAAAUGCUAAAAUUCGAAUUUGUAUUUUCUUGAUGAAUUGGGUGAAGAAUCAGAUUUUUUUGAAGUUAGCGAAAUUAUUUCAUUUGAAAAUUGCGAAAGACAAGUAAACAAUGGUUUUGGAUAUUAAAUAAAAUAUUACAAUAUACACCUUUACGAAGGUGUAUUUAAAGGAGUCCCGUCUAUUAUUGGAGUAAUGAAAGAUAUUACUGAGUAGUAAAAAUAUUUCUAAUAGAGGUAUAGGGAAAUAUAAAAAGAGAAGCUGAUUUAAUCUUUGGUGCAUGAAAUAAAUCCUCCCCUGAGCAAGCUCAUGAAUUGCAUUGAUGCAUUAAAUGACUAAGGAAUUGAUCAUGAUCAUGCUACAUAUGUUGCCAAAUAAAAUUCUAUGCAAGUUUACUUCAUUGUGAAUGAUAUUAUAGACUAUUUCAGGUUAGUAAAUUCAUAACUUGAUAUUAAAAAAAAUUGGUUUACUGUGAAUUAGUUACAAAGCGAUAUAUCAUUGAUUUUCGAAGAAUAGAUGAAAGAAAGAUGCAUCAAUUUUGAAUUCUGCAGCUUGAUUGAUCAAUCUGAAAAAAUUAAUUCUGAUUUUUUAAGAUUAAAAUAGAUUAUUGUUAACCUUAUUUCUUUAUCACUUAAAUAUACCACUGAAGGAAAUAUAAAAAUAUAUAUGAGUUAUUAUGAUACUAAGAAAGAAACGAUAGAAUUUAUCAUUUAGCAUACAGAAUCAUUCUUGCCUAAGGAAAUUAUUCAAUAGCUGAGAUCAAGUUUCUAAAUCUUUGAUAAUAAAUAUGAUGACUUUACUUCAGGUAAAAAUCUUUAGUUACUACUAUGCUAGGGUUUAGUUGAGAGAAUAGGACCUUCUCAUUUUUUUGUUAAAUAAGAUGAUGGUAACGUUGAAAUAAGAUUUAAAAUAUAUUCUAACUACUCAUAGAUAUUCAAAUAGAUCGAUAGUAGAACUAAUUUCAUUUCCUUCAAUAGAGAAAAUAACUAAGCAUUUUUAGAUCAAUAUAGAAGAUCACAGUCUAAAAUUGAUCAUUCUGCUUCUUAAAUUGUAAAAAAGAAUCAAGCUUACACUUAUAAUGGUAUUGAUCCUUAAAAUUAUGGACAAGGCAUUCAAUUUUAAAAAAAGAAUACAUAAAAUAAUUAGAUUCAAAAAAAUAUUGGCUAGUAAAUAUAAAAAUAAGGCAGCGGAAACUAAAAUAUUAAUCAUGAAUAAUUUAUACCAUCUUAAGGACAAAUUUAAACAUUCUAAAUAAGAAACCAUUAACCUUCCUUACAGCUAAUGCUUAACUAAUAAUCGUAAAUUUUUUAUCCAAAUUUUUAAUAGAACCAAUAGCCAUAAGGAAUAUUUGAGUCUGCUUGUCUUUUGACUGAAGAGAUAGGAGAAAAAAGAGAUUUUGAUAACGAUUAGCAAGUACAUUAUAUUCAUAAGGAUUAUAAAUUAAAAUCAAAAUAUGAUAUAGAGACUACAAAUACUUUAUCUAAAAUCAGGAGUACUGCUGACACAUUUGAAAUGGAUUUCCUUGAAGAUCUUAAAAGAUUUUUAAAUUAUUCUCGUAUACUAAUCAUAAAUGAUGAAUAAGAAGAUAUUAACACGCUAAUAGAUUUACUCCAAACAAAAGUAAAAGAAAUUGAAAUACAUAUAGCAGAAAAUAGUAAAAUAGCUUUGUAAAGAAUAAUUGAUGCUGAUAAUGAUGCCUUUCAAUAUUCUAACCCAGAUUUUAAUUAUAAAUUGAUUAUCAUGAGUAUCAAUACAAAAUCUGGAGACUCGUUUUUAGAUGUAAGAAAAAUGAAAAAAUAUAUUUCUUAAUUACCAAACAGUUAAAAUAUACCAGUCAUAUUAGUUUCGAAAGAAAUCAACUAAGAAUAUCUUAAUAUGGCUGAACAGGUAGGAGCUUUGGCAUUAUUCUUUCAUCCUCUUUCUUUAGAAAAUCUUCAAUUGUGCCUAAAGAAAUAUAAUAAAAUACCAUCUUUAAACUAAAUUUAGAUAUGA
Messenger RNA from Tetrahymena thermophila SB210, 3543 nucleotides. Its product is annotated as transmembrane protein, putative. Lineage: Eukaryota; Ciliophora; Oligohymenophorea; Hymenostomatida; Tetrahymenidae. Gene Ontology annotation, molecular function: phosphorelay sensor kinase activity. The record is from RefSeq and is a predicted model, not a curated record. The transcript is spliced from 3 exons. Gene Ontology annotation, cellular component: plasma membrane. Gene Ontology annotation, biological process: phosphorelay signal transduction system.